ACGUCUUCUCCUGUUUUUCUGAUUGUCUGACCUGGGCAUAGGCUUCUUCCAUCCCCUUUCACUGCAGCUGUUUUGGGUGGCGAGAAGCGUGCGUCGUCAGACGCAGUCGGCGCGUACCUUGCGAGCGCUCCCGUCGCUACAGCGUCCCACGGCCGGGAGAGACACUCUGUGGCGGACUACCAGCACAGCUUCGCCGUCGCCGAGGCCAGGGCGAGCAUGUCGCAGCCGCCUGGCAACAGAGGGAGAGGCGGACCUGCCGCUGGGAACGGACCAGGUGAGUCAGGGGGAUGGGACAACAGCACGGUCUGCAUCACAGAGCAGCUGGUGCAUGUCAGUCAGCCGUGCAUGUCUGGAUAUAUGGAUGAUGAUAUGAUGCAAGGAAGGCUGUCUCGUCAGUCACAGACUGUCUGUGCCUCAUUCCUCUGCCUCUCUCUGUGUGGCUUGGUGUGAGUCGAUGCCUGCAGGAAGGGGAGGUACGUGGAAUGGGCCGCCGAGAGGGCCGCUGUCCCGCCUGCAGACUCCUGCGGCACCGGUGCCGGUCAACCUUCCCAGCAUGGCCGCACAGGGAGGCGCCGUGACCACCACACCCUUCAACGCGGCACUGGGCACCGCCAACGCCGCUAACACCCUCGAGAAGCCCGGAUGGGGCAAGCUCUCCCCUCCCACCCGCAACUCCUCGCCCACUCCGGAGCUGCCCGGCCGGCUCACGGACCUGCUGCUGCCCAAAGGAGAGGGCAAGGAGGGCGAGCAGCGGCGCAGCGAGCCAUCCGAGAGCAGGGAGGGCGGUAGCGGCUCAUCCGUGUGGGCCGUCGGCGGGUUGGACCGGCCAUCCAGCUCAUUGUCACCACGUGAGCGCGACAAGGACCGGGGCGACGCUGCCAAGAAGAUGCAGCUGCGGCCAGGGGGCAACGCGUUCAGAGCGUGGGGCUCAUCAGCAUCGGCGGCCGCAGCAGACUCCAGCGGCAGGUCUGACGCGGCGCAGGCGGUCAACCUCCGCCCGGUGGAUUUCCCCUCCCUCUCUAACUCGUCGCAGGCGGGCAGCUCCAACGGCACGCCGCAGAAGUCAGCCGACAAACACCGGGGAGACUCCGAUCCCGAGACGGAAAGAGUGGUCACGCCAGUCAAGAACGGCCGAGAUGAGGAGGACAACGCGGGUGGACCGGGGCGGGGGAGUGAUGAUCGGAGCAAGAGGCAUCAUGUGGACGGUGAUGGUGCCGAUGGUGGGGAGGGCGACUCGCCCCAGCCACCACCACCACCACCACCACCCCCCGACGCGAGUGCGGCUGAGGUCGAGAGGAAGGAGAAGCCGCGUGUGGCGUGGGCUGACGUUGAGGAUGACGAGGAGAGCGCCGCCAUUUUUGAGCCGCCGCCCAGGCCAUCCACCAAGGCACCCGAGAAGAUCACUGAAGAACUCGUCGCUGACGCAUGGUGAGCACAGUGAGUGAGAUUGUAAAUCCUUCACCACACGCCAUGACCAUUUCUGUGCUUGUGUGUGCCCGCCCUGUCAGGUCUGUGGUUCGGGAGAGCAAGCCACCGCCCACCUGCAGCAGCCAUCCAUCCCGUCCUCUGCCCUCCACCUCUCUCGGCCUGUCCUUGCUGCCACCCUCUUCAUCGAUUGGCCAGAAGUGGGGCCGACACGCACAGCAGAACGCGGCCAACAGCAGCAGCAGCAGCGGUGCCGGACGCCCCGCUGACAGAGAGAGGGACCGGGGAGAGAGGGACAGCUACUGGGGCUCGGGAGACCGUGACAGAGAACGCGAUCGUGACCGUGAGGCGUCAGCGCCGCACCACGACCCCUCUCCCCAUUCAUUCCCGCCCCUCGACCAGGCCAUGGCCGGUGGCAACCACCCCCACCGCACCUUCUCCUCCCAGCAGCAGCAGCAGCAGCAAUACCAGCAACAACACCCACACGCACACCAACACAACAACAUGCAGGCGCCGCUGCUGCACCGGCCCCCUCUGAUGGAGAACCCCCCCUUCCACCAGUACGGCCAUCACCCGCAGCCUUUCUCGGGCGGCAAGGGGCUGAUGCCCUCGCCGCCCCCUCACAGCCACCAUCCCAUGGGUCAGAUGUACGGACCUGACGACGCGGCCGACGGCCCGUUCGCGGGCUUCCGCAGCUCACAUCGGGGCUGGCGGGGGCUCAUGCCGUCUCCACCAGCACAUCCUCACCCACAGCAGCAGCAGCAGCAGCAACAGCAGCAGCCACCGCCGCUGGUGGCCGGCCGUGCUGAUCGUGAUCGUGAUGUGGCGACGCCGGCAGGUGGUGUGGGGAGGGUUGAGGGCGAGAAGGAUCAGGACCGGCCGCCAGCGGCGCUCAACGAGCUUCGAUAUCAGAAGAAGAGCAUGGACGAGAUCGCCAGGGAGAGGCGGGAGGCCAGGCGGAAGGAGGAGGAAGAGCUGCAGGUGGGGUGGGGUGGCCACUGGCCGACAUGACAGACACUUUGUUGAUGGAUGGAUGGAUGGAUGUGUGCGUCUGAUCUCUCUCUCCCUUUGUCUGUGUCGCAUGCAGCGUCACCAGCGCGAGCGUGCCCAGGCCAAGCUGAUGGAGCUGGAGCGGCGCAUGAGCCAUAGAAGCCACACGACAGACCUGCAGCAACAACCACCACCGACAGACACCUCCCCCAAGGCCUCUGCGUCGGCGUCAGCCUCACCCCCCAUCUCCUCCUCACCCUCGCCCCCACCACCAGCAGACCACGAAGUGACAGCACCAGCACCAGCUCCAGUCCCAGUCCCAGCAACAGCAGCAGCUGCUGCUGCUGCUGCUCAGGAGUCCUCUCCGCGCUCGUCUGUGGUCGAUCGGUCGUCACCUCUCGAGUGGCGGAGGGCCGCCGACUUCGGUGGGGCGGCCGACGACCGUGCAUUGAUCCGGAGGGGCAGCAGCGGCAGUAGUAACGACCGGCUCGGCAGCGGGAGGGACAGGGGGGAACCGUUGAGCAUGCCUCCCCGGCGCGGCAGCACCAGCUUCCAGUCGCAUCACGCUGAAGACGACUGGUCCAAGCUGAGGCGCGUCGACGAGGACGAGAGGUCUCCGACUGCUCGGACCGCUGGCAAUCGCAUCAGGGCGGUGGUUGUGGAGGCGGAUGGAUCGCCAAGGGCCGCAGAUCAGAAGGCAGCGCCCAUGCCGACGCCGAAGGCGAUUGUGCGGAGAGAGGAGAGCAGGAAGCCUGAAGAACCGAAGGAGCCCAUCGCACCGCCGCCCAAGGCGCCCGAGAGCGCGCCUUCCGCCGCACCGGCUCCAGCUCCGGCUGCUGCUGCUGCUGCGGCGGCGGCGCCUGUGGUCAUCGCCAAGAAGGAGGCGGCUGUGCCCAAGGCCCCCAAGGCCCCGCCGACCAUUUUGCAAAAGUCUCCGCCGCCCCAGCCAUCGGUGUGGAAAGUGCCGGAGCGGCCUGCAGACGAUCAGCGGAACCCGUCGGCUGUUUUCCCCAUCACACCAUUCCCCCCUCUUCGCGAGGCCUCUUCGCCCUCCCCGCCCCCUCCACCCCCCAAGCAACAGGCGCCCCCGCCCAGCUCAGAGGCGCGCCAAGAUAGCCCGAGCAAUAAGAACGAUGUCACCGGUCCUCAGCCGUCCACUCGUCCAUCGGAGAAGCCGGCCCUCUUGCCCACGCCGAUCUCGGUUGACGCUCAGAGGGGCGCGGCAGCGGCAGCCGGCCCCGGGCCACGGGGGCGGCCCAACAACAAUCAGCACAGCCAGCAGGAGGCCAACCACCAGCAGGGCAGUACCACCCAGCAGCAGCAGGCCAACAACAGCCACAACAGGAGGGGCGUUGUGUCGUGGGUGGCGGUCCCGGCAGCGUCAAGGCCGAACACCGAGGGCCAGGGUCAGGGGCGUGCUGACGAGAGGGAGGGCGGGAAACACGAUGAGGAUGCGUCACCCGCCAGGUGAGUGAGAGAGACGGGCUGACAUCAGAGAGGGAGGCACACAUAGCUAUCUAUCCUGACAUAUAUGGCAUUCCUGUUGAUGAGUGCUGUGCCUCAGGCGUGGUUCGCGCGGCGGUCGGUCUCGUGGCGGUCGAGGCAGAGGGGCGCAAUCGCUCAGCAAGCGGGAGGACAACAAUGACACCAACACACAACACAGGCCGAAGCAGCCGCCACCCGCCGCAAACCCACCUCUCUCUGUUCACAACGAAGCCACAGGUCAGUCAGCAAGGCAAAGACACACAUGCCAGCGUGAUGUGAUGCACGCCGUCCCAUCUGCUGAGCUGUCUGCUCCUGCCUGUGUUUCUGUUUGUCUAUUCUUCAGACAACGAGCCCAAGGCGGGUGCUCAGGCCCGCUCAUCUCCAGAUGUCGUUAUGGCAGCGGCAGCGGUGGCGGCUCCUGCGGCGAGUUCCCCCAGCCAGCAGCAACAGCAGCCAGGCGGGCGGCAGAACCGCAGACAGAGGCGCGACAGCACCAAGACUCACCAACAGCACCCCAACAAGCCCGGCCACGCCCAUCCCCAUCACGGGCACACCCCGCCAGGCCAGAUUGUCACCCCAAGCGCGCCCAUCACAGUCGACAUCGAGCGCACCGGCGCCGCGCCGCCCCCAUCGCAGCCACCGCCCCCUCCCGCUGUGGCCAUUGCGCACCAGCCGGCCCUCCCCAUCACUCCGCAUAUGCCAGUGACGGUCCCGACGGCCUCUGCGCCGGCUGCGGCUGCUGCUGUCGCUGCUUCGCCUGUGGUCGUUGUCAAGGAGAGGCCGAAAGAGGAUAAUGCGCAGGCGGCAGGGGUGGCGUCCGCGACCCCCACCAAGCAGCGGUGGCAGAAGAAGGCCAGCGGGACAGACAACCAGCCGCCACCAAAGGCACCUGCCGUCAUGGAGCCCCCCAAGACACCUACGCCCACCGCACCGCAGCCAUCGCCAUCCCCAGCAGCAGCAGCGGCAGCGGGUGGAGCCAAUGCCAGCGCCAACCACCGCGAGCGUGGCAGAGGGCGAGACCGCGGCAAGAGAGCCGGUGGGGCUUCUGGCCACCAGCAAGCUCCACCCCAGCAGGAGGCAGCAGCCAAUGACAAUGACAAUCCCUCCUCUCCACCACCGCCCCCACCCGCCCCACCCGCUGGUCCCGAGGAGGGCACGAAGGAGGACGAGUCGGUCCCUGCACCCGCAGCGCUUGAAGCUACAGCCGCUGGGGCAGAAGCUGCAGCUGUAGGGGCGUCCAAUGAGCAGCCCGCUCAGCGCGAGGACAAGGGGAGGCGUCGGGGAGGCCGUGGCGGGCACAGAGACAGGGAGAGAGGCGGUGAAGGUCACAAGGAGGGCAGGCGGGAGAGAGACCGACGCGGCAGGGACAGGGACAGGGACAGGGACAGGGCGGCCAAAGGGAAUGGCAAGGCGUCGUGGCUGCAAGUCAACAACAACACCAACGUGUCGCCAGAGCAGCCCGCCGCACAGCAGCAGCCGGCGGAGCAGCCGACGGAGCCGUCCCCUGCUCCCCCACCACCAGCCGCAGCCGCAGCUGCACCACCAGCUGCGGCUGGUUCCUCCUCAGAUCAUCAUCCCCCAGCGAAGCCGCAGCCCCACUCCCCCGCCCCUCUCCACGUCACUGUUCACGUUCCCGCCCGGCCCGUGCAGCAGCAUCAGCAGCAGCAGCAGCCGAAGCAACCGGUGCCUUUCCAUGAGACCAACCCGCGGCCGCCUCCCUCGGUGCACGUGAGGCCCCAACAUCAGCACCGCCCGCCACACAGGCCGGUACACGCGGCUGCCCCAGCUGCGGUGAGUGCCUUCCCGCCCCCGAAGAUCCUGCCGGUGCCCGGCGCCAGGGUGCCCGUCCCUCCGAAGGUGCGUGUGGUGUGCGGGGGGAUGUGUUGUGUCUGCACAGUACAGUGGUCGUCCGGUGUCUCUCACUCACUUUGAUGUGGCCGUGUGUGUGUGUGUGUGUGUGUGUGUGUGCAGGGUGGUGAUGACAGAGACGCCUUCCCCAAGGCAAAGGCGGCAGGUACGGGACGGACGGGAGAGCGAUAAUCAAUGCUCUCACAUAUGUGUGCACAGAACAGCUCUCAUGUUGACGUCUGUGUGUGUGAUCGAUGGAUGCGUCGCUUGUCCAUCCAUCCAGCAGGUGUCCGCCCUCCUCAUGAAGGCCCUCCUGCAGGCGGCCCGAAGGCGCAGAGUCCCACAGCAGCCGCAGCAGCAGCUGCUGCUGCUGCGGCACCAUCGCCAGCCACGGAGGCCGCUGUGCGGUCCACCAUGCCAAAGGGACCGCCCCCUGCCGUGCGGUACGCCCGCACCCUCACACACACAGCACGCCCAGCACCCAAUCAAUGCACACGCGCUCGUGUGUGGUGUGUCAAUGCGUCAAUCGUGUGUGUCAGGUCUGGUCCGGCUCCAUCGCAUCAGCCACAUCCCCCGAAGGUGGAGUUCGGUGUGCGUCGGUCGGCCUCGCCCCCCACAGAGGCCGUCACGUUCGACCUGGGCCGGCGGCCACCGCUGCCCAAACAGGCCCCUGCGAAAGCACCACCAGAGGUGAGAGAGUGACGUGGCAUCAAGGCACGACAUCCAGUGGACUGGUUGUUGUCUCUUUCCUUAUCAGAUACGCCCUCCCCCGCGGGCAGCCCCGCCCACCCCUGCACCUGCCGCAGCUGCUGAGCAGGCAGCCACCUCCCCACAGCAGCAGCAGAAGCCGCCGCCGCAGCAGCAGCAGCAGGCGGCCGCCACUCACGUGCCACCGGUGCGGGCUGAGGGGCCUAACCAGCUGGCCAUCAACACGGCGAGAGGCCCGCACACCCAUUCGCAUGGCCAUGGGCAAGGAGCAGGCAAUGCGAUGAGUCUGGGGUCGCCCCCGCCGUUCAUCAAGCAGAUCUGGAGCAAACCUGAGGAGACCGAGGGCGGUGGUGCGCACGGCCAGCAUGGUGGUGGUCACGAGAGGAUGCAGAUCGGCCCCUUUGCCAACUCCAGUGGCGUGUUUGUGCCCUCGACGUCCGCGGCGGGCAGCCCGCCGGCCGUCAGACCUUUCGUCGGUGCCCGCAUGCCCAAUGGUCCGAGUGCGCCACCACCUGCGCGGCCCCCACCCCCCCACUCGAUGAACGGUACGCCUGCCCCCUACCCGCCGCCGCCACAGGACGCUCCACCGGCGAUCUUGAACGGAGCUGGCCCGGCACCGGCCUCUCUGACGCCCAACGAGUUUGUUUCGCGUCCCCCCCCUCCCCCACCGAAGCGACCGGUCUAUCGCCCCCGGUUGCCUGAUGCACCCGAUGUGCGGUCCGAGCGGUCCGGGGCGUCGCAGCAACAGCAGGGAGCUCAGGCGUCUAGAGGGGUGGAUCAUGCGCACGUGGGUGCGGACCAGCCGUCGGGGCUCAAGCACAUCGGCAAAGCCAGAGGCGGGGCGCGGUCACCUGUGCCGCGCAACGCUGCUGCACAUGGUGCUGCUGGUGUUGGUGGCCCGUACGGCCACCCCCACGGCCAGGCGUCGCCGUCUUACUACAUGUACCAGCAGGGGCCGUCCGGCGGUCAGUACAACCACUUUGCCGAGCAGCCAUCGCAUCAACAACAGCAGCAGCAGCAUCACCCCCACCCCGCGCAGCAGCAGCGGCAGCAGCACGGUGACAAGACCAGUCCUCCCCAGCAGCACCAGCACCAGCCGGCCCCACCGCCCGUGUACACUAACCACCACAGAGGGGGGGGCCCUGGGGCAUCAUACUAUGGGCCGUCUCCCCAUCCACCACAUCAGGCAGGCAGGGGCGGCGUCAACCACAACCACAGUCACAUGCGAGGAGGUGGCCAACACGGCGGGUCUGGGCCGGGGAGGGGGUACCGAGGGGGCAGCAGGGGAGGCGGCAACCAUCACUACCACAAUCACCAUCACCAGCACCACAACAACGCCUAUCUCCCGCAUCAGCAGAACACCGCUGCCGUGUGGGCCAAGAAGGCGUAGAGAUGGGGAUGGGCCAAGAAGGAGGGCGGGCGUUUCUUCUUCGUUUUAAACCAGGAUAACGUGCCAUGAAUGCCAUGAAUGCCGUCCGUGUCAGCCGUCAGUCAAUUGAAUGUGAGUGUCUUCCAACGUGUGUGAGUCUGUGUGUCGGGUGUCUGCGGCUUAAUUCGGACGGAGAGACGAAGGGAUGGAGGGAGGGAGGGAGGGAGGGAGGAGGUGUUCUUGCCACCACCUACCUGCUUGCUCCAAAGGUUUUGACGACCGACUGCCCGACUGCAUGAUCCACACGUACAUACACACACACUGUCUGUCUGUCUAGACUGACUGACUGACCUGGGUGUUCUGAUCCGCCUUGAUUAUUCAAUUCCACACACACAUCUCUGUAUGUGUGCGUGUCUGUAUUUCUAUCUUGUUACCUACCUACCUAUAGAUGCGCAAGACAAGCCCGAAUUUCCUGCCCAGCGGAACAAACAAGAGUGCUUUGAGUGAGUGUACACCGACUUCUUCGUUUCCUGAUGGAGAGGAAGGCCGUGGACAGAUGGACAGAUGGAUGGACAGAUGGAGCGAUGGAUGGAUGGGGAGCGAGGUAACGGGGAGACAGAGAGACCGACAGAGAUAGGCGGAGCAGACGAGCCGAAAUGGGAUGGGGGCAGACAGAGAUGGACAUGACAUGGCCGGCCGGCCGACACACAGACUGCGUGGCCCGGCCCACAUGCGAUCGAUCGAACCACCCAUCCCCAUCCGAUCCACCCACAGGGAAUGUCGGUGUGUGUGAGUUCGUAUUUUUUUGGGUGCUUGCAGCGUGAAUGAAUGAAUGGACGAAUGGAUGGAUGGAUGGACGACUGUGUGCCUUCUGCCUGUCUGUGUGGGUGCCGUGGGUAAUUUGCAGCGCCUGAUACCGGUGCAUGUGAUGGCCUGCCUGACUUUGACGUACUUGAUUGGGUGGUUGGAUGGCGCUGCAUGUGACUGAAUUCCAUGUGUGUCACGGAGUGUGUGUGGUGUGGUGUGGUGUGGUGUGAGAGACCUCCGCAUGAUAUUGCCUACAAUGCGACUGCC
Messenger RNA from Vitrella brassicaformis, 8899 nucleotides. Lineage: Eukaryota; Vitrellaceae. The record is from the annotation of a GenBank genome assembly.